Dendronephthya gigantea is the source of this 1477-nucleotide messenger RNA. Its product is annotated as phosphatidylglycerophosphatase and protein-tyrosine phosphatase 1-like. The coding region runs from base 141 to 767 and encodes 208 amino acids. The record is from RefSeq and is a predicted model, not a curated record. Gene Ontology annotation, biological process: protein dephosphorylation. Lineage: Eukaryota; Metazoa; Cnidaria; Anthozoa; Malacalcyonacea; Nephtheidae. The transcript is spliced from 6 exons. Gene Ontology annotation, molecular function: protein tyrosine/serine/threonine phosphatase activity; phosphatidylinositol-4,5-bisphosphate 5-phosphatase activity; phosphatidylglycerophosphatase activity.
GUGGGGAAGCAUAGAGGUGGAAGGGCUGAUGAUUUUUCAGAAAAUUAUUUUCCAUCGUGAGUGGAGAGUGGCCGGAAAUUCGGUUUAUGAGUGCUAUUUUCCAUUCUGAUUGGAGAGAGUGAAAGUUCGCUUUAUGAACGAUGGGUGGAUAUAUUACAUCGACUCUGCUGCCUAGAAUACAAAGUGGUAUAACAUCACCUAAAGCUGCUCGGAUUUUAUUUUACCCAACAUUACUAUGGAAUAUUUUCACUGUGGCAAUGAGUCGCAAAAGAAGAUGGUAUGACAGAAUUGAUAGGAAUGUUGUACUUGGAGCAUUACCUUUGCGUAUUAUUUCACAGAGUCUGAUCAAUAAAGAAAAUAUUGGAGGGGUUGUGACAUUGAAUGAAGAAUAUGAAACAAGAUUACUUAUGUUUUCAAAUGAGAAAUGGAAAAGUCUGGGAAUUAAACAUUUGCACUUGCCAACACCAGAUUUUAAUAAUGCACCAGACUUUGAAAAACUGAUGGAAGGAGUACAAUUUAUUAAACAAUUUGAUAGUCUCAAUAUCAGUUGUUACGUGCACUGCAAAGCUGGAAGGGGAAGAAGUGCAACUUUGGUGGCUUGUUAUUUAAUGGAGUUGUACAAUAUUACUCCUGAUGAAGCAAUCAACAUCCUAAAAUCAAAAAGGGAACAAACACUUCUUGGGUCAAAGCAAGUGACAGCAGUAAAAGAAUUCUAUGAACACCAUAUUCAAACAAGUUCUAGGCCACGUAUACCUAUACAAGAAUAACAUAUGAUGUACAUAAUUUUAGCGGCACAUUGGCCAAGAGUAUGAUACCCAGCUGGUCCUGCUUUUUUCUAAAAAUGACAGAAAUCGUAUGUGAAUCUAACUAUAUAUAACCACUACCAGCAGAACAUACUUCGAAAAACAAACAAACAGUUUACUGUCAUGAUAUUUUGACUCGAUUUCAUAGUCAGGUACGACAAUGACUUUGUCUUUGAAAUAGGCUGUCAAAAUAUUACCGUAAACGUGUUGUCUUGCUUUAAAGCUGAAAUUGUGGGUUUACAAGAUGUUCUUGUUUUUUUGUCAGUUUUGUGUACUACAAUUUGCUGCACACUUACCAGAUUUUUCAGAAAAGUGUCCUUGUUGGUUUUCAGAUCGAUUCUUGGUAAUAUGUUCGGAACUGCGAAUACAUACAUGCAAGGGAUUUGUAAUAUAUAGAUUGCCUAUCUGUGGAUAGUCACAGAGCAUGCUUUUAUACGUCUAAACAACGCCAGUUGACUAUCCAAAUGCAGGUUUACCUAUUCCUUGGACUGGAAAUUCCUCUACCGCGCCCUUUCUGUACGACUUGGGGGGACGAGCCCAAGCAGGAUGGUCCAAUGGAUGAAGGUAACUGGAUCGGGACGUCGUUUGUGAACAGUAACCAAUAAGCGGUGGCUUAACUGUAAAAAAAUUGAUAGACGAUUUGACAUCCCCAGGUAGGGAUGGUUUAUAAUGUA